AACCGUACAGUGAAUACAAAAUUAUCAUGUUGUAUUUAAUUUAAAUUACUGAAUUUAAGUCGUACAAUAUUUCUCCACAAUGGCAGGUAACCCAAGCCAUAAUGCAAAUUCAAUGGAAACAAUUCUUACAUUUGAAAACCGAAAUGUGAGUCAAUGGUCCAUGGUGUGGUCAACGGCGGAUGUCCCCGGUAUGGACACGGGCACUGGCGGGGGGCCCUCGGCACGCCUCAGCGGCCGGCGACGCCUCAGAAUCGGCACCUUUGUUCUGGGCGCCUUCCUGACCAUGCACUGUAGAGUCACUGCGUCGGCAAUCACUGGAGGAUUUUUUAUCUUCUUAAUAUUCCUGACUAUGGCGGUUGCGCUACUGGCCAACCCAUUGCGCCACUUUGAAAUUUAUCUUGGACAGUGGAGUAUCAGUGGACCAGGUCGAGCCUUUCGUAUUAUACCCAUGUUUGACGGCAUAGGUAUUGCUAUUUGUAUUCAUGCAAUAGUGCGAGCUAUAUGUUGCUGUACGAUAGCUGCUAUAACGGCGAUCUAUGUGCUCCAUUCUGUAUCAGAUGCAAGGUUACCAUUCACGUACUGUAGGGAUUUCAAUUUGAAAUCGUAUGAACCAGUCCUCAAUGAUAUGAAGAGUCUUAGACAGCGACAGUCAAGAUGGAAAAGUAUCCAGAAAUAUCAAACUACUUCUAUACGGCCUUCGACUGUUGGAUUUUACUAUCGCGCGUGGAGAAACGCUUCAUUGAAACAAGCCAUGAGAAAGAUGAAACGCAUCAACAAGCCACGACAAAUGGAAGUAUGCAAUGAGACAUACCCUGGAAGAUAUCCUCCAGUGUUUAACACUCCUGCAUAUAACUUUUUCUACGUGGAGGUGGUGCAAUUAAGACCGGACUUUAAGAUGGAGCGUGUCAAUAUACCGUUAAUAAUAAGUCUUGCUGUUGUUUGGGCAUUAGUAUGGAUGGUUUUAUUAGGUGAACGAAUUUAUCAUGGAAGGUUAAUUUGGAACAAUAUGAUUUCGUGGUUUGUCGUUGUGCCGUGGGUGUGGGCCGCGAUACUAGCCAUAAUGGCCCUUACGAAUAUAACUGCGAUGCAAAAAAUCUUGAAGAAAGCCUUUCGCCUUGAUGCCAUGGAAAUAGUAGCUAUAAUAGCAGAUGCUUUGGAAGUAGCCCUAUACAUCCAUUCAGCAGGUACAGGCACAGAAUUAAUUCAUGGGAAAGGUUUAAAUCAUUAUGCAUCGGGUCAUAUAGAUUCACAUCUGAACUCUGAAAACGUGUGGCAUUCUGGAUUGGUUCUGUUAUUGGCUUGUCUCAACUCCACAAACGCCGCAGUCUGCGCUCUCGUCGAUUACAUGCAAGUUACUAGCCAGGAGAACCACACCAUGCAUGAAAGCACUUUAUGGAUAAUACCAAUGUAUUCUAAAUGCAUGUCUACUGGAAGCUAUUCUCAUUUACUAUCCGCGCUCACAUUCGGUGGAUUAACCUUUUCUUACAUGCUUGUUGCUUAUGUGUUGCUAAAAACUGCAUUGCAUACAAUAUUUGAAUACAGAGUCAAAUUAGUUUUCAUCGAGCAAGUGGUGGUCGCACUUUUGAUUUUAACUGGCAUGGGAUUGAGCGUAAUUUUUGCUACAAUCGGUGGCAUCGUCCUGUUAGAGACCGUGGACGCGAUGAUGACGGGCGUGGCGAUGCCGCUGGUGUGCUUACUGCAGCUGGUGGGCAUGCUGUGCGUGUACCGCAGCCGCGACUUCGUGUCCGACAUGAACCUGGCCACCGAGGAAAACGCUUGCGCCUCGCGCAUCGGCACGCAGUGGCAGAUCAUCCCUUUUAUUACGAUUAUAGCCGUGGUGUUGAAGCUGAUAGUGCUGAUGAAGUCGGAGCUGCCCAACGAUUCUAUGAUGCUGGCGCUGGCGCCGCUGGUGGCCGUGUUGCUGGCCGUGCCCGUGCGCGCCGUCUCCAACGCCGUCGUCUUCCUCUGGGACGCACGACACGGCAUCAAGUAGACCAUUUAAACUAGCGAUGUCAAAAUAUACACAGUGAAGGGUAAAUAAAAAGACUA
This is a messenger RNA of Ostrinia furnacalis (Asian corn borer), 2049 nucleotides long. RefSeq names its product sodium- and chloride-dependent neutral and basic amino acid transporter B(0+). NCBI's taxonomy places the organism in Eukaryota, Metazoa, Arthropoda, Insecta, Lepidoptera, Crambidae. The transcript is spliced from 16 exons. The record is from RefSeq and is a predicted model, not a curated record. Gene Ontology annotation, molecular function: amino acid:sodium symporter activity. Gene Ontology annotation, cellular component: plasma membrane. Gene Ontology annotation, biological process: sodium ion transmembrane transport; nitrogen compound transport; amino acid import across plasma membrane. The coding region runs from base 80 to 1993 and encodes 637 amino acids.